GUUCAACCCGUAAAAACAAAAGGACCGGGCCAGUCUCGAUCCAUCUCGGUCACUGGUUCUGUAAUCAGUCAUCUUCUCAAACUCACUUGCAUUUUCUUCAAGUUUUCGCGGCACAAGAGUCGCCGAUUCAUUCACCGCUCGAACUUCUCAAGCUGGUGCGACGUCGUAUUUGGUUCAAUGUCUAUUUUUAAUUUUUAAUAGUAAUACGAAAGUGAGUAAAGAUAUGGCGAUCGUUAACUUAUAUCUCAGGAAUUUGAGUUGUUGCAGUAGCAGAUUAAAUUCAAUGCCAUCUUUCCUUUAUUUCCCUCGAAAUUUCUCUCUUUGGUCAAUGAAGAAAGACCCUGAUCUUGAAUUGGCCCUGUCACGGAAUCGUCGAUGGAUAGUUAAUAAUCAGAUAAAGAACAUAAUACUUAGAUAUCCAAACCAGGUUACAACAGUUAAAAAUCUUCAGAAGAAGUUCAAGACUCUUGAUCUUCAAGGGAAAGCUCUGAAUUGGCUUAGGAAAUACCCUUGUUGCUUUGAGGUGUAUUUGGAGAAUGAUGAGUACUAUUGUCGAUUAACAAAGCGAAUGAUGAAUUUGGUCGAAGAGGAGGAGUGUGUGAAAGGCAUGCAGGAACCGAUAUUUGUGGAUCGGUUGGUGAAAUUGUUAAUGAUGAGCAGGAACCAGAGGCUUAAUGUUGUGAAAUUGAAUGAGCUUAAGAGAAAUUUUGGCUUUCCAGAUGAUUAUAUUAUUAGGAUUCUACCUAAGUACACAGAUAUAUUCCGACUUGUUAAUUACACUGGGAGAAAGAGUUCAAUGGAGAUUGAACUUGUUUCGUGGAAACCUGAGUUAGCAGUUUCAGCAGUUGAAGCCUCAGCUCAAAAGCAGAGUUCUGAUUCUAGUUUUUCUUGCUGUUUGCCUUCAACUUGGGUUAAAUCACGGGAAAGAUUUCUUGAAUUCAAUUCAACUCCUUAUAUCUCUCCUUAUUCUGACCCUCGAGGUUUACAAGAGGGAUCGAAGGAAAUGGAGAAGAGGAUAGUGGGUUUAGUGCAUGAGUUGUUAUCUUUGACCUUAUGGAAGAAAAUGUCAAUUGUGAAGCUUGGUCAUUUUAAGAGAGAGUUUGGUUUACCUGAGAAAUUGAACGUUUUGCUGCUAAAGCACCCUGGCAUAUUCUACGUUUCAAAUAAGUAUCAGAUAUAUACUGUUCUUCUUAGAGAAGCAUAUAAUGGGCCAGAACUGGUAGAGAAGGAUCCACUUGUUCUUGUGAAGGAUAAAUUUGGGGAGUUGAUGCAGGAGGGACUUCACGAAUAUAACCGGAGGCACCAUUUAGUGAAUUUAGAAAAGAAGAGGAAGAGAGGCAUGGUUCCAGUAAGAUCAGAAGAAAUGAAGAAUGCAAAAUCUGAAAUUUCUGAACAAGAUGAUAGUGGCGAUAAGCUGGGAGGUCUAUUUGAUCCUGAAGAAAGAAAACGAUUCUAUAAAGUUCUUUUUGAUGAUGGUCCCCCAUAAUUUGAAAAAUGGUAUAUAUUUUUGUUUUCAGUCUGUUUAGUUUUGUGUUCAAAUCUUCACAGUUAACAGAGCUCAAUAUCAUUUCAUUCAUAUCUGUUAAGAUAUCAGUUUUAGAUGCUGCACUAUGUAUGUUGAUAUAAACCGAGUUUAAGAUCCCUGCAUUUUGCACUUCUGACAUUAGAUGUGGCAGAGACAAUUUUUUUUUGAAUUAUUUUUUUCUGGGAUGUAAGAGGUAGACAUCAAAAUGAUAAGCUGGGGUCUCGGUUUCAUUUAUAGCUGAAGGAACCUACUAAGUCUUUAGAGUGCAAAUGUUAUGAGCCUGGUGAUGAUUCUAUGUACUGGGGAAAACUCUAUUGGCCCUUUUCAUCAAUCACUUUCCAAAGUUUUUAUAUUGUGAUAGAGCCUGGCUGAUUUCACUUCAUUAUAACAAUUUCUGUAUUUGGCUCUUUGAAGCUCUAUGUUACAUGUUUGUGAAGUUGAACUCGGGCUUCGUUCACGUUAAUGAUCACAAAACAGAGACUUAUGACAGCUGCAAACUUAACGGGCACUAAAGUAUUCCACUGCAAUAAUUUGAGUUCUGUAGUUCUUCAAAGAGUGCCCUCUAAAGUUUUGGGAGCAUGUACUAUAAUCGUUUCUGUCUAAAUGGUGGAUCAAUUGCACACAGAUGCUGAGUGAAUUUUAAGGGGAUACAUUCCUGAGAAGUGGAGGUAGGACCAAUGACUUCAUGGUGGCAGAUUUUUAAGGUUUUAAUUUUAAUUGCUUUUCUCAGGACAUAUUUGAUUUUUAAGUUUUGGCCGGCAUUUUUAACACUUUUUGCAUAACAUCAAAUCCUGUAGAAAUGGUGCCACACAAUGGAAAUAUGUAGUAGCUGGUAUUUCAGCUGUAGUUCCUGUACCUGAACUCUUUUAAGUUUGAUAUUUCAUUUUAAUGUUGCAGCCCUAUAAAAAUUCGACACACCUUCCCAUUGUUUUACUUGUGUUAUUUUUCUUUCCUGUUGCCCUGUAUCAUUUCAUCAACUGUCAGUGUUGUGCUUUAGUUGUCUCUUUUACCUUUUCAGAAAGUUAAUCUAGUAGAAAACUAGAGAAGCAAUACAAAUGAUAAACCACACAGAGUUUUGCAAAUGCUUUUGUUAUAAAUUUUCAUUAGAUUUGGAGAGGGGAAAAUUGGUCUCUUUUAGUGUAUGGUUUUAGAUAUAUUAUGUUAGAAACUUUGCUACUUGUUACAGGCAUUUGUUAAAAGAGGAUUAAGGUGAAAGAAAGUGGGCACAAGCACCGUGGCCAGUACUUUAACUACUUGUCCUUUAUCGGUGAAUGUGUAAGACUUCUCUCCAUCAUAUAUAAGGUUCAUUUAGAUUGUUUUGCCUCAUUAGCUGAAUCCAGAAUUGUGAUUUGCAUGUUGCUCCAAAAUUGAAGGUCGGUUAGUGUACCCAGUUUUGUCUCUGAUGCUGUUUCUCGGUGAUGUGAAAGCUGACGAUGCUUAAUCGGCUGUUGCAGUUGGAUAUCUUGGCUUCAAAUGUCUCCACUGUACUCCUCUAUUUGAAGCACGCAUGUGGCUCGCUUUGAAGUUGUUCUUCUGCAUUGGUAAAAUGUUAUGUUUACAAGGAUUUUAUUAGUGGAAAGGAUCGAUUUGGUUCUGAUCGAGUUGUUUUGAGCAAGCAUGAGUGUAUGCAAAAUGAACUUCAAUCAAUAAAAUUUAGUGAUUCUUUGUUAAAGACUG
Messenger RNA from Pistacia vera, 3202 nucleotides. Its product is annotated as protein WHAT'S THIS FACTOR 1 homolog, chloroplastic-like. The record is from RefSeq and is a predicted model, not a curated record. The coding region runs from base 224 to 1486 and encodes 420 amino acids. Lineage: Eukaryota; Viridiplantae; Streptophyta; Magnoliopsida; Sapindales; Anacardiaceae. The transcript has 2 exons. Gene Ontology annotation, molecular function: RNA binding.